Molecule: messenger RNA, 615 nt
Organism: Impatiens glandulifera
Lineage: Eukaryota; Viridiplantae; Streptophyta; Magnoliopsida; Ericales; Balsaminaceae
Product: keratin, type I cytoskeletal 9-like
Exons: 3
Coding region: 1-615 (204 amino acids)
Source: RefSeq, a predicted model, not a curated record
AUGGCUGCAGAAUCACAAGAUGAUUCAUCCAAUGAAGAAUCCUCUACUGAUGAAUUGGAUAAUACUCUGAAGAAGAAUACGUAUGAGACUCAUGUUGCAAAUCUAAAUUUCUCUAAAUUUGAAAAGCAGCUCUUCAGUCGGCAAUCUGAAAUGAUGAGUCUUGAAAGACAAAUCAAUUUUGAUAAUCAUCGUGAGGUCUUGGAAUCAAUGGAAUUAUACAAGAAUCAGCUCAUUGAAAUUCAAGGAACUGCUGCUGAAAGAGAACAGUCCCGUAUCACCCAAGGUGAGCGCAGUAGAAGAGGCGAGGGUGUAUCAACCGGCACCAGAUCUAUGCGAGCACCAACCAACGAUGAAAAUCCAAGUUCAACCAAAAGAGGAGGAGGUCGAAGCGGUGGUGAUCGCGGAGGCCGAAGCAGUAGUGGUGGUCAUGGUGGGAAAUCUGGUAAUGAUCGAGGAGGUCGUUCCAGUGGUGAUGAUCGUGGUGGGAGAACAAGUGGUAGCGGUUGUGGUGGUCGUGCUCUUCCUCCGUUCCAAAACCUGCUAACUGAUGAAGGAAUAAGCGGUGGAGAUUUCAACUAUCCAAUCGAUCCUCGAGUGAAAAGGGAAGAACAAUGA